AUGGCCACCAUAGUGUACGUGUGGCUAGUUCUUGCUUGUCCUCAGCCUUCGUAUCCUCAGCAUCUAGCAGUCCCUAUGGCCAACUUGCCAAAGAACAAUGAAGAUGACUCUGGACAUCCAUUUGAUGGGGCAAGGCUGCUAGAUUUUGCAAUUCUUAGACCAUACUUGCAACAUCCUGCCGUCAGUCAUGACCCAAGCCCUUCUUCUUCCUUGAGAAGGGAACUGAGGAGAUCAAUGGAUAUGGCAUUUUUGUUUUUCGGGUUUUUAGCUCUUUUGGUGCUGGUUCAUGGGCAGGAUCAAUCAGGAUUCAUAAGCAUUGAUUGUGGGAUAGCUGAGGGCUCAGACUAUAAGGAUAAUACCACUGGCCUGCUUUACACUUCGGAUGCAAAAUUCAUAGACACUGGAAUAAAUGGGAAGAUUUCUUCAAAGUUCAGGUCUGCAACUCUUAUACCACAGCUCACAAAUGUUAGAAGCUUCCCAGAAGGAGCCAAGAAUUGUUACACCCUGAGACCGAAACACGGCAAAAAUAAUAAUUAUUUGAUCAGGGCUUUCUUCAUGUAUGGAAAUUAUGACUCCAAGGAUCAACCUCCAGAAUUCAAACUACAUCUUGGUGUUGAGGAAUGGGACACAGUUAACUUUACCCAUUCAGAUAAAAUUGUCAGGAGGGAAAUCAUUCAUGUUCCAAAGACAGAUGACAUAUAUGUCUGUCUGGCAAACACUGGGUCUGGGACACCUUUUAUAUCUGCGUUAGAGCUGAGACCACUGGAUAGUUCCACUUACACCACCGAAUCUGGAUCACUGGAACUCUUUGCAAGGGUUGACGUUGGAACAAAAACAAAUGAAACAGUCAGAUACAAAGACGAUGUUUUUGAUCGCAUUUGGGAUCCGAUCAGCUGGGAUUAUUGGGAUCCCAUUAAUUCAAGCUAUGUUAGUAGCACCUUAAGUAACAAUGAGUACAAACCUCCAUCCAAUGUCAUGUCUACUGCUGUGAUACCAGCCCUCGAUUCCAUUUCCUUGGAGUUUUAUUGGGAUACAGAUGAUCCUAGUCAACAGUUUUAUGUGUACAUGUACUUCGCUGAGGUUGAGCAACUGGAAACCGGCGAGUUGAGAGAAUUCAACAUCUCACUGAAUGGUGGCUCAUGGAGAGGGCCUAUUGUUCCAGAAAAGAUGAUUCCAACUACUAUAUGGAACACCGACUCUAUAAGUGCUCCUGGUAGUCUAAAUUUUAGUAUUUCUAAGACAGAUGACUCCACACGUCCUCCCAUUCUCAAUGCUUUGGAGAUAUAUUCGGUAAAACAAUUCUUACAAUCACCAACUGGCCAAAAUGAAGUUGAUGCUAUCAAGAAAAUCAAGUCAGUGUACAAGGUGAUGAAGAGUAGCUGGCAAGGAGAUCCAUGCAUCCCCAGAGAUUACUUAUGGGAUGGCCUGAUCUGCAGUGACAAUGGCUAUGAUGCUCCCAGUAUCAUCUCACUUUUGGAUGGGAAUCCGGAUCUUUGUAAAACAAGCUCAUGUAAGGGGAAGAAUCUUAUUGUUCCAAUAGUUUCAUGCGCCGUUUCCGUUCUGGUCCUCUUAGGUGUAUUUGCCAUCUUCUGGAUCUACAAAAGGAAGCAACAACAAGGUGUAGUUGUUGCUUCCAAGCCUAAUGAUCCAGAAGAAAAGAUAAUGAGGCAUAAUAACAGGCACGUUAGUUACUCUGAGAUUGUAAGCAUCACUGGUAACUUCCAACAGGUGAUUGGGAAAGGAGGGUUUGGAAAAGUUUAUAGUGGCCAUUUAAGUGAUGGUACUCAAGUUGCUGUCAAGAUGCUUUCAUCUCCAUCAACCCAUGGGUCUAAGCAAUGUAGGACUGAGGCUGAGCUGUUAACAAGAGUUCAUCAUAGAAACUUGGUUUCUCUACUCGGUUACUGUGAUGAGAGUCCAAACAUGGGGCUCAUGUACGAGUACAUGGCUAAUGGGAAUUUACAAGAGUGUUUGUCAGGUAUCAAUGCAUCCGUCUUGACUUGGGAACAAAGGCUUCGAAUAGCAAUAGAUGCAGCACAAGCAUUGGAAUAUUUGCACAAUGGUUGCAAGCCACCAAUAAUCCACAGAGAUGUUAAGACUGCAAACAUUUUGUUGGAUGAGAAAUUGCAGGCCAAAGUAGCAGAUUUUGGGUUGUCCAGAUGCUUGCCCCCUGAAAAUGGGAAUUGUUUAUCUGGGAGUAAUUUUUCAACUGCAAUAUCUGGAACGCCUGGAUACCUCGAUCCCGAGUAUUACACAUCCUUAAUGUUGGAUGAGAAAAGCGAUGUUUAUAGCUUUGGGAUUGUUCUGUUGGAGCUUAUCACUGGCCAGCUUCCGAUAAUAAAGCAGGGCGAAGAAAGCAUGCUUCACAUAGUCCAAUGGGUCAGUCCCAUUAUUGAAAGGGGGGAGAUUAGAGACAUAGUAGAUCAGAGGUUACAGGGAGAUUUUGAUAUCAGUUCUGUCGGGAAAGCUAUAGAUAUAGCAAUGGCUUGUGUAACCUACAGCUCCACCACAAGGCCGACCAUGAGUCAUGUGUUGCUGGAAUUAAAAGGCUGUUUGAACAUUGAGAUAGCCCCUGAAAGGACGCGGAGUAUGGAGGAAGACAAUGAGAAACAAGCAAACGAUUCGCUUGAAAUGAUUUUUGUUAGCACAGAAAUUCCAAAGGGUCCUCAGGAAAGGUAG
Vitis riparia (riverbank grape) is the source of this 2676-nucleotide messenger RNA. RefSeq names its product senescence-induced receptor-like serine/threonine-protein kinase. Gene Ontology annotation, biological process: protein phosphorylation. The coding region runs from base 1 to 2676 and encodes 891 amino acids. Gene Ontology annotation, molecular function: protein kinase activity; ATP binding. NCBI's taxonomy places the organism in Eukaryota, Viridiplantae, Streptophyta, Magnoliopsida, Vitales, Vitaceae. The record is from RefSeq and is a predicted model, not a curated record. The transcript is spliced from 11 exons.